This is a messenger RNA of Aspergillus vadensis CBS 113365, 1021 nucleotides long. RefSeq lists its product as uncharacterized. The transcript has a single exon. Bases 206 to 769 code for a protein of 187 amino acids. The record is from RefSeq and is a predicted model, not a curated record. Lineage: Eukaryota; Fungi; Ascomycota; Eurotiomycetes; Eurotiales; Aspergillaceae.
GGGCAAUCCGUACCCCAAAACAAACCCAACGUUCUAGAAUCCUCUUUUCGACUCCGCCCGCCUUCACUCCACAUCCCAAGAUUUCGCCAAAUACAUCAUCACCCUUCCUCUCAAUUUCUCAUAAUCAACCAAAGCCCCCCUCACCUCACCUCACCCACACCAGCACAACCAACCCACCAACAGAAAUAAAAAGAAAAAGAAUAUAAUGUACAUGUCCUCCACCCUCACCCGCGCCUCACUCAUCAACCUCCUCCUCACGACGACCGCCCGCAUCGCACCCGCAUCCGCAACACUCACCACCACCACCACAACCACAACAACAAGCACCUACCACACACCGCGCCACUUCCUCCACCAAGCAACCCUUCCUCUCCACCCUCACUGCUCAGCAAUCCACCUCUACAACAACACCAUCCCCAAUAAUAAAUACCAAAGCCAGCAAAGCACUCACUACUCCACAAUGAGCACGUCCAACGAGCAACAACAAACUCAACAAACCCAACAACAAGAACAGGACCAAAAGGAGAAGCCAAUUCUCGCUCUCCCAGACGCGGAAUCAGCCACGAAACUCGACGUUAGUGGGGACGGAUCAGCAGUUGCAUUGGAUCACUUGGGUCCUGUGGUGGUGAAUCAGGAUGGAACGUUAUCGCGCAUCUCGAAUUGGGAGGCUAUGACGGAGAUUGAGAAGAAGAAUACGCUGAGGGUGUUGGGGAAGAGGAAUAAGAUGCGGUUGGAGGCGUUGAAGAGGGAGAGGGGGGAGGGGAAUUAAAAUCAAGAUCAAGUUCGUGUCGGUCGUUGAUUGUGGUGAGUGGGUUGGGGUGGUAGGAGAUGGAUGAUAGAUGAUAGAAGGUGGAGAUUGGAGAUGGGGGAUGUAUUAUAUCAUGUUUGAAGGGGUGGGAUAUACUUGUGUAUUGUAUGAUAUUUGUUCGGUUCGGAUUACGCUGUAGCGAUUUCAUUGUUUAUCUUCAAAGCUUUUUCUGGUAUCAUCUGCUAUGGAAAGAAACGAGAUAUGAACUUCUAU